GGGAACCACAUUUUUUGUGUAUCUCAUCGUCACCCUGCUGCAUGUUGUCACUGGCCAUACUUGAGGUUUGGCUGCAGAGGACAAAACAUCGGGCUCUGGUGGAGGAACUCAUUCAGGUGGUCUGGCAGCUUUUCCAGGUUUCACUCACAGAAUGGAAGGUCUCUACAUUAACAGCAGCUCACAGGACCAAAGCUACGAUUACAGCGACACCACCUCCAACUACCAGGAUCACAUCACCAUCAGCGACUGUGAUUUCAGCUACUUUUAUAUCAUCUUUACAUUGGUGAAUCCCAUAGUCAUUGUUGUCGGCCUUCCUCUGACCCUGGUGGCCGUCUAUGCUCUUUGUUCUAUGGUGAGAAGUGAUCAUGUUGCUCCCAUCUACCUCAUCAACCUCCUCAUUAGUGACCUGAUUCAGUUCUGCAGCAUGAUUGUUGAUGUGGCGCCAAAUGUGGAUGGGAGGAUACGUUACAUCUUCUUUUAUAUUUACCACUCUUCUCUGAUUGCCAGUGUUUACUUCAUGGUCUGCAUCUCCCUGGAAAGGUAUUUGGUCAUCGCCCACCCACUGUGGUACCGCUUCAGACGAACCAUCAAGACCUCUGUGGUGCUCUGUGUCCUGGUCUGGGUCCUUACUGUUGUUUGUUCCAUCCUUAACUAUGUCUCUUAUUAUUAUUUCCGGUCUCAGGAGACAUUUCUAAUCGUUGCCGCCCUCCUCCUCCUCCUUCCCUUCCCACUGUUAAUAUUCUUCCUGGUUGGGACCCUCAAAGCCCUGUCUGCUUCCAUCUCGGUCCCCUCUGAUGAAAAACGACGAAUUGUGAGAAUUGUAGUUCUGGUGCUGCUUAUUUACACUCUGCUGUUCCUGCCCAGAAUCAUUUGGUUCCUGGAAGUAAACUAUGACCUGACCCUCAACCUCCUGUCUACCAUCUUCAUUAGGUUGAGUCCUCUUGCAGACUUUUUCCUGUAUGUCUUCAUGAGGAAAGGGACCAAAGAGAAGCUUUUGGCCUCUGUGUGUUGCUGCAGAAUGGACAGCAAUGAUAUCAGCAGUCCAUCAGUAUGAAUGAUGACAACAUUUCCACAGUCAGCUUCAUGUAGGCAGAGAAAGAGGGAGAGAGAGAAAGGGGAGGAAACAGGAGGAGAAAUGGAGGCCAAUAGAAAGGAUAGAGACGAGACAGAUCCUGUUAUCUACUGAGACCAUUUCCAAUAAGACACCUAACUGUAGAGAACAGGAAGCACUGUUUGGACUCUGCUGUGGGAGAAGUGGCUGCUGGGAAAUGUUUUGGUCAACUUGCUCUGGUUCACUGUGAUGGCUUCAACACAUGGAAAUAAAAUGUGUUUUAUUAGUUUG
Molecule: messenger RNA, 1342 nt
Organism: Micropterus salmoides (largemouth bass)
Lineage: Eukaryota; Metazoa; Chordata; Actinopteri; Centrarchiformes; Centrarchidae
Product: G-protein coupled receptor 4-like
Exons: 4
Coding region: 152-1054 (300 amino acids)
Biological process (GO): phospholipase C-activating G protein-coupled receptor signaling pathway; positive regulation of Rho protein signal transduction
Cellular component (GO): membrane
Molecular function (GO): G protein-coupled receptor activity
Source: RefSeq, a predicted model, not a curated record